AGCACGUUAGGAGUUCCGUGCUCACAAUGGCAGGUUACUAAUACAAAAAUAACAGGAGGAGAGAGAAUUUGAAACAAAAUAUAUCGGAUUUGUGGAGCACCGUUUUUCGGAAUGGAGCAGUCAGCGUCAAGAAGCAAGUUGAAAAAGUUGAGUGAAGACAGUUUAACAAAGCAACCAGAAGAGGUGUUUGAUGUUCUUGAGAAACUGGGUGAAGGGUCCUAUGGCAGUGUGUACAAAGCUAUACACAAGGAGUCUGGCCAGGUGGUGGCUAUUAAACAAGUCCCUGUGGAGUCUGACCUCCAGGAGAUUAUUAAAGAGAUAUCCAUCAUGCAACAAUGUGACAGCCCCUAUGUUGUGAAGUACUAUGGCAGUUAUUUUAAGAAUACUGACCUCUGGAUUGUGAUGGAGUACUGUGGCGCAGGCUCUGUGUCUGACAUCAUCAGGCUACGGAACAAAACUCUCACCGAGGACGAGAUUGCGACAAUCCUGAAAUCAACUUUGAAGGGCCUGGAGUAUCUACAUUUUAUGAGGAAAAUUCACAGAGACAUCAAAGCUGGGAAUAUCCUUCUAAACACAGAGGGUCAUGCUAAACUGGCAGAUUUUGGAGUAGCUGGACAGCUCACGGACACCAUGGCCAAACGCAACACGGUGAUCGGCACACCCUUCUGGAUGGCCCCGGAGGUCAUUCAGGAGAUUGGGUACAACUGCGUGGCAGAUAUCUGGUCCCUGGGCAUCUCCUCUAUAGAGAUGGCUGAGGGGAAGCCCCCUUAUGCUGACAUACAUCCUAUGAGGGCUAUUUUUAUGAUUCCCACGAACCCCCCACCGACCUUCCGGAAGCUUGAGCAGUGGACCGACGAGUUCACAGACUUUGUGAAGAAAUGCCUGGUGAAGAACCCAGAACAGAGGCCUACAGCCACGCAGCUGUUACAGCACUCCUUCAUCAAGCAGGCCAAGCCAGAGUCCAUUCUGCGGGACCUCAUCACCGAGGCCAUGGAAAUGAAAACCAAGCGGCACCGGGAACAGCAGAGGGAGCUGAUGGAGGAAGAGGAGGAAGAGAACUCGCAGGACGAGGAGGUGGAGGUGGACUCUCACACCAUGGUGAAGACGGGCUCGUGCGGCAGCACCACGCGGGCCUCAGGCACCAUGAGCGACGACGGCAGUGCCGUGCUGGAGUCCCACCUGGGCACCAUGGUCAUCAACAGCGAGCAGGAGGAGGAGGAGGACUGCACAAUGAGGAGAAACUCCAGCUCCCAGCAGGCUCUGCGUCCCUCAUUCAUGGACUACUUUGACAAGCAAGGCAAGCAAGUCCCCGAUGACUGUAGCCAGAACAAGCAGGAGCCAUGCCUCAUCACCAAAAAUGUAUUCCCUGACAACUGGAAGGUUCCCCAAGAUGGGGAUUUUGACUUUCUGAAGAACCUGGGCUUGGAGGAGCUGCAGAUGCGUCUGAGCGCGCUGGACCCCAUGAUGGAGCUUGAGAUGGAGGAGCUCCGGCAGCGAUACACCGCCAAGAGGCAGCCCAUCCUGGACGCCAUAGACGCCAAGAAGCGCCGGCAGCAGAACUUCUGAGAGCUUUUGGUCGGGCUCUGCCUAACCCCCCUGCAGAGGACGGUCUCGGAAAAGAGGAGGGGCCUUUUCUCAUUCGUACAUGAAGAGCCCUCCAACCUCAUCUGCAAAGUUUGACCAAUCACAAGUGUGCUUCCUUUCCCCCCUGGAGGCUGCCGCCUCCCUUCUCCCAGUGGAAAGUUCUAGAGGAAGCCAACCCUCACACACCCUGUCCCUCUCUCUCCAGAAGUUAGGUUAUGCUGUGAAGUUUUAAAUGAAAUAGAAUCAUGUUAAUAAUGAUAAUAAAUGCUGAUACAGAUAAUGUCAGUAUAACUGAAAAGCCCUGUAGAGGUAGAAGUUAAUGAGACACAUUGAAGCGCUGUUCUUUUUAUCAUCAUCAUCAUGUGUAAUUGAUUUUGCCGUCAUCGUUUAAUGGGAUUUCUGAGGCGUGAAAGUGGUCGCUCAACCCCAGGCAGUAGGCAGUGCUGCAGUGCCCAGUGAAUCCGCAUACUUUUCAGAACCACCUGUUUCCCUGGAUCAUGAGAAUGCUGUGCUUACUAUGGGCUGGUCUGCAGGGUGAUAUGUAGUUGAGCAUCACACAGCGGGGAGUCAUUUCUACAGUAUAUCCCUGAUCUAUGAUUUAAUAAUAAUUUGUUGUUUAACUGAUGCUUUUAUCCAAAGCGACUUACACUUGAAUAGACUAAGCAGGGGACAAUGUUGGGCUGUAGGGUGGGCAAAGUUUUGCAAAUUUCAGACUCUAAUGUGGGUUAUGUCCCUGAAAUAUUUACAAACCAUAUGUAACAAUUUUGCAUUUGUGGAAUCACAGCACUACUCUGAGCAUAUUGAAAUGUUAUUCUUAGGAAGUCAGUUUCUUAAGUUAGCACCUUUGGUAAGUGGGGCCAGGGCUUUUUAGAAUUGUAUUAGUUUGUUUCUUGUUUUUGAGCAUUGAUUAACUUGUACUUUGUAGUUGCUGAAAGGCAUGACCCCUACGCACUGUUUCAAAAGGUUUUCAUUAUCUGCUUAUAUUUCACGUUUUUGUUCCAUCCUGUAAUGGGUCACUUAGUCCACUGGCCAUCAUUGAUUGAUGUUUUAAAGCUUUUUGUUUGCAUUUGAUGUUAUUCCACUAAGUGCUAAUGCCUUGUGAUUCCAAACCCCCAGUCCAGCCGCCUAUCGCUAUACUGGGAAAAAAGACUCCAAUGUUAUUCAUGUGUAAAAUAGUGCCUUCAAGGAUAAUAUCUUUUAAGAGCCUUUAAAUGGUCUGCCAGGGUGUUUUUUUCUACUUCCCUAUAGACUUGUAAAAUCGAGUCUUUCACUUGAGCGAUGUGACCAACAUUUCUGUAUCAUUUAACAGAGUGCCUGUUACAUUGUCUUGAUUUUUAUACUGUUAUAUUUCAUAAUGGUCUUUAAUUUGCUUUGCGAAUUUUGUCUUUUUUGAGCAUCAGGUGAUGCUGAUUUAAACUUUUUUCAGUGGUUUUAAAUCAGUGGUUUUUAAUAAGAGAAAUAAGUACAACAGGACACAGUUGAAAGGUAGGAUGAUUCAUCUUCAUCUUCUGAAUGAUGGUAAUGCAGUUCUUCUUCUGAACAUUGUACCUAUUCUACCUGUGGAGCUGUAACGCAAACAUCAGCACCACUGAAACAGACCUGUCUCACCUUCUUCUGCAUGAAUAAAGUAUUUGGUCUGUGAACUCACAAUAUGCUCUGGCUCCAGAUCCAGAGGAUAUUGUCCAGAUAUUGUGUAAGUCCAGAGAGACAUGCUGGGUAAUAGCAUGUGAAGCACAAAUGGACUCUCGCUUUCAUUCUCCCAAGUGCAACUUACUAAAUUUCUUUACGAUUCACUUCUUGCAUGGCUCCAGUUCUGCCCUUUGGAUAAUUGUAUUAGGUUUUUAUUGUUCGCAGUUUUCCGAGAAAAUGUCGUGGGACCUUUCAUAGAGGCUUCUGUACUUAGACGAGUGAUGACGACAAAUCCUAUUGUGGUGAUAGGUCUUUAACUUAAUACCAUGCCAUUUCAUUUCACCCAUAGGAGUGGAGGAAACUUUUCCAUUCCGAGAUGAAGUUCAUUAGCUUUUUUUUGUACUGAAAGCCAUUUGGCAAGAGAAAGGGGGUAGGAUACAUGACUUCUGGCUGAAGGACUCGCCUGCGUUCAGCAGUCAUUACAAGGACAGCAGCACCAGAGGGGCACAGCAGAGACAGUACGUCAGGCUUAAUGUGUUGCCAGCAUUAUGAGUAGAGGGUUGCUAUUAACUUUCCGUCUUUGUUCGGCAGUGAACUCUCGGCCAGCUUUUUUAUGGAUACCGUGAAUUGAGGAGCUGUAACAGUGUAUUUCACACUGUUGAGGAUAAAAGCUAUUCUGGUGCAUCUCACUCCCAAAAACGUUUUAUUGUUUAUUAUGUUCCAGGGAAUACAUUGUCAUUUCUUAAUAUGAGCUAAUGACUUUGUACAGACAUGAUAGGCUUUUGAUCGGCAGUUACGGCACAGCAGUUGAUGUUGAUAAGCCUGGCUGCCUUGAUCACAUUUCUGUGCUAAUUUUUAUUUGCUAUAUGUGAACUAGCAUUGUAAAUAUUUGAAAUGGAUAUCACCUCUUACUGAAGACACCAACUUAUUUUUAGAGGUAUUUUGCUGCAAAACAAUAAAUACCUCUGCAAUAA
Molecule: messenger RNA, 4187 nt
Organism: Conger conger (European conger)
Lineage: Eukaryota; Metazoa; Chordata; Actinopteri; Anguilliformes; Congridae
Product: serine/threonine-protein kinase 3-like
Exons: 11
Coding region: 112-1566 (484 amino acids)
Biological process (GO): protein phosphorylation; protein tetramerization; regulation of MAPK cascade
Cellular component (GO): cytoplasm
Molecular function (GO): ATP binding; protein serine/threonine kinase activity
Source: RefSeq, a predicted model, not a curated record